Messenger RNA from Hyla sarda, 1754 nucleotides. It is a transcript of the gene NFATC2IP, whose product is annotated as nuclear factor of activated T cells 2 interacting protein. NCBI's taxonomy places the organism in Eukaryota, Metazoa, Chordata, Amphibia, Anura, Hylidae. Gene Ontology annotation, biological process: positive regulation of transcription by RNA polymerase II; cytokine production. The coding region runs from base 252 to 1178 and encodes 308 amino acids. The record is from RefSeq and is a predicted model, not a curated record. Gene Ontology annotation, molecular function: protein binding. The transcript is spliced from 9 exons.
AGUAACUUUCUGCUCUUCAAGUUAUAAGGUCAUGCUGGGACUUGUAGUUCAAAACUGCAUGGCGAAUAGAAAUGCCUGUCUACCAAUGAGCUUGUCACUUACUGGCGAUAAUUUUGGUUCUUUACAUUGCACAGCUGCAGCUUUGUUAGUGUUUCAGUUCCGCACCGUUUUCAGGAUCUCUGCUUGCUGUCUAAUAGUUGUCAUGGUUACACACAAGUGACGACAGCAGCGACAGUGACGUAGCGGUGGUGAUGCCGCAGAGAGUGAAACGGCGGCGGAUCCUGCAGGGGAUCGUCCCCACCGCGGCUUCAGUCUACUCCAACAAGGUGAACAGUUGUCUGAAGCUGAUCCCGGAUAAUCUCAGCGCCAUGGCCCAGAUGGAGGAGGAGCUACAGAAGAAGCAGGGCUGCGAAGACCUGGAGACUGAUGUCCCCGUAGAGCCGCAGCCUGUACAGAGGGUCUACGACCUGUCUGACUCUGAAGACUUAGAGAAAGAGAAGACUACUCAGAGCGAAAGAAUACGGGACUCUUCUCCAUCUCCGCCCCCCACCCUAAAGACUCCAGCGAGGAAGAAGAGAAAGGGAAUGAACCGGAAAAUAAGGCAGAUGGAAGCGAGCCUCCAGGACCUGGGCUGCCUCCUGUCUCCGGUACAUAACACUGCCGGCGAUGACAAUGAUGUGAUAGUGUUGGGGAGUAGUCCGCCGCCAGAAUUGACCAUCAAAGUGCGCCGGAGGGGGAAAAUCUUCAGGAUCAACAUCCGUCCUACAGACCCGCUGCAGAAGUUGGUGGAGUCAGUGGCCUCGCGGCUGGAGGUGGCCUCUUCACAGAUCUUACUGCUUCGCGGGGACGAGGAACUGGACAUUAAGGAGACGCCACAAUCCCUGAACCUCAGUGUGGCUGACAUCAUAGAUUGUGUACUCCACUCCUCCAGGGAGCCGGGAUCUGAUCAGUCCGAGGGGAAGAUCUGUCUUAAAGUCCAGGGAAAGGACAAGGAGUCAAACCACAGCGUCACUAUUGGGAUGGAUGAGCCGCUCCAGUCCCUCAUGGAUCAGUAUCGAGCGGCCAUGGGCCUCUCCAGUAGGAUCUGCUUCAUGUUCGAAGGGAAGAAGCUGAAGGGCCGGAAUACACCCGCGGAGCUCGGCCUGGAGAGCGAUGACAUCAUAGAAGCCUGGGUGUGACAUCAUAGAAGCCUGGGUGUGACAUCAUAGAAGCCUGGGUGUGACAUCAUAGAAGCCUGGGUGUGACAUCAUAGAAGCCUGGGUGUGACAUCAGUAAAGUGUAGGUGUGAACAAGCCAGAGGGAGAUCAGCAAUACUUAAAAUAUAAUAAAAGACUGAAAAUGGAAAAUUGUGGCUGUAACGGUGAUGCCAGAUUCAAGAUGGCCGCUCUGCAGACUGGUUGUUGGAAUCUUCCACCCGGACCCAUUACCUCAUAAGAGCAGUUUCCGAAAUGUGUUUUAUAUUGGUUCUUCUACAGAUAAAUGGUGGGUGACCUGUAUCCCGAACCCCCUCCUGGACCCUCAGCGACUCCAAUCACCCUGAAGAAGUUGGAUUUUUACUUUGCUUUUAGAUCCCUCCUCAGCUCUAUAAGACAUUUUUGUGGGGUCACUAUUGCCAGUAUUGGGGGGUUCAGUCACAAACUGAGACCUCAGUUGUUUUUUUGCUACUUCACCUUGUGUUUUCUUAAAGAUUUUCAUGAUUGUUUAACAUUUUUUUGUAAGUAAUAAAGAGCCAGGUCUGGUGCUGGUCAAUGUUG